AUGGGGAAGAAGGAGAAUGCUCACAAAACGCUUGAGGAACAUUUCGGGGAGAGGCGUGUGGAAGAGAUGGGGAAAUGGGUGAGGAAGGAGUUCCGAGUGAGUGGGAGCAGUUGGGACACGAGUUCGGUGGAUAUUGCUGUUUCGGGUCUCGGUUGGUUCGCGGUAGGACUCAAAGGAGACGCGGUUUUAGGCGUAUGGACUCACGAAGGGAUCGAUGUAGUCGUCCGUGACUCAUUGCUCCCACAACGAGCACUCACUUUUGAAGAGGACUCUGGCUUCACCGUCUCCAAGAUCGUUGCCGAAGCUGAUAGAGCUUUUAACCAAAACAGUUGCAAUGCUGAUGUCGAAGCCACGAUGAACUUCCGACCGCUUCUGGUUUCCUCUCAUCUUUUGAAGAUCACUGCUCCGGCUAGGCUCUGGAGGACCUGUACUUUUCCGGCGCCGGUGGCCCCUGUUUCUGCUGAGAAGCCGAAGAGACGUUUUUCUUCUUCACCUGAACCUCUUGGUGGUGCAAUUGGAAGGACUACAAUCUCCGACAUUGCUGCUAUGGUCUCUCCCGCCGUCGUCCAUAUCCACGUUCCGCAAGACAUUUACGGUGGUCCUGAUGAAUCCAACGGUAGCGGGAUGUGCAUCGACAACGUGGGCACUAUACUAACCUGUGCCCACGUUGUUCUCAACCCUAAGAAACCUAUUACAAACUCAAUGGUGAAGAAGGCUUAUGUUACCUUUCCACAUGGUAGACAAAUAGAGGGUACCGUGAAGAAAUAUGACACUGAUUUGGAUAUUGCUAUAGUGAAGCUCAGCAAGCCUUCACAAGAAUACUCUAAUAUUGUGAUCGGUACAUCAAGCAGUGUUCGUCAGGGAGACUUCACAGUAGGUUUCCGCUUCUUUUGGUAUUAUGAGGGUAGCUCAGGUGGUCCAUUCGUUGACCUCGAUGGAAAAGUUGUGGGAAUCUAUUUCUGGAGUCGUCAUAAUCACCAUAACCUGCCUGAAGUCGGCUGUGGUUUUGUGAUUCCUAUUGAUUACGCCAAAGCAUUCAUUCGUAGUUACUACCGUAGACAUGAUAGGAGGAAUGCUUUUUUUCUUGAACAACAAUAG
Molecule: messenger RNA, 1098 nt
Organism: Microthlaspi erraticum
Lineage: Eukaryota; Viridiplantae; Streptophyta; Magnoliopsida; Brassicales; Brassicaceae
Source: the annotation of a GenBank genome assembly